Messenger RNA from Glycine soja, 2726 nucleotides. RefSeq names its product NADPH--cytochrome P450 reductase-like. Gene Ontology annotation, cellular component: cytosol. The transcript has 18 exons. The record is from RefSeq and is a predicted model, not a curated record. Gene Ontology annotation, molecular function: flavin adenine dinucleotide binding; FMN binding; NADPH-hemoprotein reductase activity. Lineage: Eukaryota; Viridiplantae; Streptophyta; Magnoliopsida; Fabales; Fabaceae. Bases 277 to 2346 code for a protein of 689 amino acids.
CGCUCCACAGUCCACACCAUUACCUCCCUCUCUCUCACUCUGUGCCGCGCUCAACCACCUCCACCAUCACUCGCUUUCUCUUCUCUCUCGGGUUCUCUCUCUCUCUCUCUCUCGCACACCGAAACCGAAAGCGAUAAUAUAUAUAGAGAGAGAGAGUAAGAGGAGUGCACUGCACACGAGGUAGAGAGAAGGAACUAACUCACCGAACAGUGAAACCAAGACAUUCUGAAUUUGAGCUUCGGUUAGUAAUUCGGAGUGUUUGUUUGUUUGACUUCGAUGGCUUCGAAUUCCGAGCUGGUGCGAACCGUUGUGGAGUCAGUGCUGGGCGUUUCGGUCUCCGAUUCGGUGAUGGUGAUCGCGGCCACUUCCGUCGCCUUGGUGAUCGGGCUUCUCGUUUUCGUGUGGAGGAAAUCUUCGGAUCGGAGCAAGGAGCAGAAGCCGCUCGCGGUGCCGAAGUUGCUGGUGAAGGAAGAUGAAGAAGACGAAGUCGAUGCUGGUUCGGGGAAGACCCGAGUUGCCAUUUUCUUCGGAACUCAAACUGGUACCGCUGAGGGCUUUGCCAAGGCUUUGGCAGAGGAGAUCAAGGCUAGGUAUGAAAAAGCAGCUGUCAAAGUUGCUGACCUGGAUGACUAUGCAAUGGAUGAUGAUCAAUAUGAAGAGAAGCUGAAGAAAGAGUCACUUGCAUUUUUCAUGUUGGCAACAUAUGGAGAUGGAGAGCCAACUGACAAUGCUGCAAGAUUCUACAAAUGGUUUACUGAGGGUAAAGACGAGAGGGGUAUCUGGCUUCAACAGCUCACGUAUGGUGUUUUUGGCUUAGGUAACCGGCAAUAUGAACAUUUUAAUAAGAUAGGUAAAAUAGUUGAUGAAGAACUUAGUGAGCAAGGUGCAAAGCGUCUUGUUCCAUUGGGACUAGGUGAUGACGAUCAAUCCAUUGAGGAUGAUUUUGUUGCUUGGAAGGAAUCUCUAUGGUCUGAGUUGGAUCAGUUGCUCCGGGAUGAGGAUGAUGUAAAUACUGUAUCUACUCCUUAUAAGGCUGCUAUUCCUGAAUAUCGAGUGGUUAUUCAUGAUUCCACCGUCACAUCUUGCAAUGAUAAUCACUUAAAUGUGGCAAAUGGUAAUGCUGUGUUUGAUAUUCACCAUCCUUGCAGGGUUAAUAUUGCCGCUCAAAGAGAACUUCACAAACCUGAGUCUGAUCGUUCUUGCAUACAUUUGGAGUUUGACAUAUCCGGGACUGGCAUAAUAUAUGAAACUGGUGACCAUGUGGGUGUUUUUGCUGAAAACGGCGAUGAAACUGUUGAAGAAGCUGGAAAGUUGCUGGGUCAGGAUUUAGAUUUGGUAUUUUCCAUUCACACUAAUAAUGAGGAUGGUACUCCUCUAGGAAGUUCUCUGCCACCUCCUUUUCCUGGCCCUUGCACACUGCGCUUUGCUUUGGCACAUUAUGCAGAUCUCUUGAAUCCCCCACGCAAGGCUUCUUUAGUGGCUCUGGCUGCACAUACUUCGGAACCCAGUGAAGCAGAUAGAUUAACAUUCCUCUCAUCUCCUCAGGGGAAGGAUGAGUACUCCAAAUGGCUGGUGGGAAGUCAGAGAAGUCUCCUUGAGGUAAUGGCUGAGUUUCCGUCAGCAAAACCACCGCUUGGUGUGUUUUUUGCUGCAGUAGCCCCUCACUUACAACCUCGUUAUUAUUCUAUUUCAUCCUCGCCUAGGUUUUCCCCGCAAAAGGUGCAUGUAACUUGUGCCUUGGUAUGUGGUCCAACUCCUACUGGAAGAAUUCACAAAGGAGUAUGUUCAACCUGGAUGAAGAAUGCCAUUCCCUUAGAGAAAAGCCGUGACUGUAGUUGGGCUCCUAUUUUUAUCAGAACAUCAAACUUCAAGUUACCAGCUGAUCAUUCCAUUCCUAUUAUUAUGGUUGGUCCUGGUACAGGCCUGGCACCUUUCAGGGGAUUUUUACAGGAAAGAUUGGCCCUCAAAGAGGAUGCCGUUCAACUUGGUCCUGCAUUACUCUUCUUUGGAUGUAGGAAUCGACAAAUGGAUUUUAUUUAUGAGGAUGAGCUAAAGAAUUUUAUGGAACAAGGUGCUCUGUCAGAGUUGAUAGUCACAUUCUCGAGAGAGGGACCUGAAAAGGAGUAUGUUCAACACAAGAUGAUGGAUAAAGCUGCAAAUCUGUGGAAUUUGAUUUCUCAGGGAGGUUAUCUUUAUGUUUGUGGUGAUGCUAAGGGCAUGGCCCGAGAUGUUCAUCGGACUCUUCAUACCAUUGUCCAGCAGCAGGAAAAUGUGGACUCUUCAAAGGCAGAGGCUAUAGUUAAAAAACUCCAGAUGGAUGGACGUUAUCUUAGAGAUGUCUGGUAAAUUUUCUGAUUAUUCAUCUUUCUGGGUUGUGCCUUCCUUGCUAUUUGGUCUGUUAAGUUCAAGAUUGGUUGAAGGAUAUUUGAUACUCUUCUAUCACGGAGUUUUGGGACACCAAUGAUGGAGGCUGAAAUUUCCUUGAGAAAGCAAAUCGUUUUCGUGGACAUUUGUGUGGUUUUCUUAUAUUUUUCGCCGCCUUGAUAUUCUCUCUUGUCAUGAUAUUUGAACUAGGAUUAUUUUUAGGGGGACUGAUAGAUAGCUUCAUAGAUGAUUUAAUACGUAUAGGUCGCACUAGUUUAUUUCCAAUGGCCAUGUAUCAAAUUGUAGGAAUUGGCAAUGAAUAAGCACUCGAUUAAUGAAAUAAUUCUUCUAGUUGAUGAAAA